Messenger RNA from Nicotiana tabacum (common tobacco), 2225 nucleotides. Lineage: Eukaryota; Viridiplantae; Streptophyta; Magnoliopsida; Solanales; Solanaceae. The record is from RefSeq and is a predicted model, not a curated record.
GGGAAAAAAGAAAAAAGUUAAUAGAAUAAUGAUUUGCAUAAACAUGCAGAGGCGAUAGAUCUAUUAAAUAUGCAUGCUCCUACUGUCUCGCGUACAUGUGAAUCUCUAAUCAAUUCUCUCAUUCUGAUCUUGAAUAUUUGCCGCAAUUCCUUGAUAUGAGCACCGGCAGUUCGAUGAUUCCGAGCAAUGUAGGGAAGACGAUCCAUGAUAUAAAGGAGAUCGCUGGUGGAAAACACAGCGAUGAUGACAUUUAUACUAUGCUCAAAGAAUGCAAUAUGGAUCCUAAUGAGACCGCUCAGAAGCUUUUGUAUCUUGAUACUUUUCAUGAGGUCAAAAGGAAACGAGACAGAAAGAAAGCAAAAGCCAGCAGCCAAACUUCUGAGAAUUACAGGUGGAUAUCAGGCAUGCAGCAGAGAGGGGCUAGGAGUGGUCGUGAGAAAAUUUCUGCAAAUUACAUCACUAAUGAUGCCAGUGGCAGAGGAUACGUUAAGAAAGAAAGUAGAGUCAAUAGGUCGAAGGAUAGAAGUUCUAAGACCUCCAUGCCGGUUGCACAUAAAACAGAAGAUACUAAUACACAUCCUAGCAAGAAAUCUGCCAUUAAGGUAUCUGCAGAUGAUCCUAGUUACAGUAGAGUUACUUCCUUUGUUAAUGUAAACAAGUUGGCAAAAGUUUCAACUCUACCUCCUAAUUUAAUAAACCAUCAUCCAAACUUGGAUCCUGGCCCCACUCCUGCCCCCACCCCCACCUUUGCACCUGGAACCAGAUUUCAAAAUAAAACUGUCAUAUCAAGACCUAAUGAGCUUGUGACAAGCACAACUUCAGCAUUGGUAUCUGAUGUCUACACCUCUGCAUCAGAUCCUGUUCUAGUUCCAGCCUUGAAUACCCAAAAUCCAGGAACAGUUGGUACAAUAAAACGUGAGAUAGGUAGCCAGCGUACUGCUACCGAGUCCAUUGUGUCUCCUGUGAAUGAGGGAAGAUUAGACGCUUGUCAAAGUGCUCCCCAGAAUGCUCAUGCCGUCAUUGGAACUGUCAACUACAUAAACACCACUGAACCAAAAGAACCCCAGGGAGUUUCAGUCACAGCUACACAAUCAGUUGUUACAAUUAAUCGUGAAAGUCAGCAUUCCAAACAAAAUAAAGGUCAUUCAGAAGUAUUGCCAUCUCAGGCUGCAGCUGUUGCACAGGGAGCCCAUUUAUCUUCACUUUAUAAGCUAAAUUCUGCCAUGGAAAAAGCAGUUCCACAGCUUGACAUGAAAUUGGAGAAGUUAAAUAUCUCUUCCCGUUGUCAGCCUGUUAUUUUUCCGAAUCAUCUUCAAGUACCUGAAUCUUUUAGGAGUGGAUUGACUUUUGGUAGUUUGGAUCCACAAUUUGAUCCAAGCAUAAGCUGCGGCAAAGACUCGAUGCCUGUGGAGACUGUUCCAGCUAAUGAUAGAACUUCCAUGGAAACCGGGAGAACUUAUUGCAGCUACCAGGAUGCAUCUUCAGCAGCUCAGGGAGGUGAUUAUCCUGACAAUCCGCUUUCACACAAGCAUGGAUUUGAAAAUAUAUCACCUUUUGAGGUAUCUGGUGCCUCUCCUGUGUAUGAUCAGUCAAGGCCGGAAGUACCUGCAGGCUCACUAUUGCCACUUCUGCAGACGCCCAGUGAUUAUAGCUUGGGUUUUGUACCACCCAUGCUAGGGCCCCAACUUGUACGUAUUGAGGGACCAGAACAGCAAGUAUGUCAUUGUGGCCCUAAAACAUCUCUACUCUCCAUAUUUCAUUCUAAAGUAUUCUUUUGCCCUUGCUUCUGUCUGUGCUGUCAAAUUGAAUACUUAGUCAAUUGCCCGUUACAUAAGACAAUGGUAACUCUAUAAAUAAUUUGAAUGAGUAGAUCUUGCUGUGUGGGCAAUUGAAGGACUUGUAUACGGUUAAAACCGAUCCUCGGUCGUGAAGAUCGAUCGAGGACGGCGUUUUCAAUCGAGGGGUACCUUCACGGAGACCCCGAGCGAAUUCCGAGAUGGGGGCGUCGAGCCCGGGCGUUCGAAUCGACCGAGGUAACAUCGGUCGAUACAGGUCCCGAACAUCGAUGCCCAAAAGUGAUCACCUAGCUCGAAAUCAAGGCCGAGGUUCCGAUCCUGUACCGAGCUCGAGUCGGUAUCGAGCUCACAGACAAAAGUUGUUACAACCGCACCAAAGAAGAGAAUCUCUGCGGGAAUUAAGGAGGAGACAUACCAUCAUGGGUCCUC